Messenger RNA from Schistosoma mattheei, 1543 nucleotides. The record is from the annotation of a GenBank genome assembly. NCBI's taxonomy places the organism in Eukaryota, Metazoa, Platyhelminthes, Trematoda, Strigeidida, Schistosomatidae.
UUAUUUGAUAUUGCAAGGACGGAGCGCCACAUUCAACAUUCCUACAUACCUAGACGGCUUGCUUAAAACCUGUUGAAUAUUACGGGGGCUGAUAAAAGUUGUUCGACCAACUAUUAGUUUUUAAGUGUAAACAGUAAAUUUACUUCAUUAACGAUAUGAAUCUUUUUGGGCGUAAGAAGGACCCAAAAGCUCAGUUAAAUGAGAUGACUUCUGUCUUGAAGAGACAGAAAUAUCCUCUUCAGAGAGACAUUCAGACCCAUCUGCGACAGCAAAAACAACUAGAAAUGGCUAUUAGGAAAUGUGCUAAGGAAUCUGACGUCCCUUCCGCCAAAGUUUACGCGAAAGAAUAUGCGGAAUCUAAAAAAGCUGUUGCUCGUUUAUAUCUUGCAUUAUCGCAAAUUGAUUGUGUGGCUAUGGAAUUGCGUCAUAUGGCUUCAAUGAAUAAACUAACCAGUGGUAUGCAAAAAAGUACAACAGUCAUGAAUGCUAUGUCGUCUUUAGUGAAAUUACCUGAACUUCAAUCUACAAUGCAAAAUUUAAGUAAAGAAAUGAUGAAAGCUGGUAUCAUGGAAGAAAUGAUCAGUGACACUUUCGAACCAAUCAGUUCUGUCGAAAAUGCAGAUGAUUUGGUGUCUGCUGAAGUUGAUAAAGUUUUAUGGGAUCUGACGGCUGGUCAGUUAGGUAAAGCUCCAGAGCCCGCAUACGAUCCAUUCUCAGUUUCUAAAGCACAAACUGAACUCUCCGUUUUAUCAGUUCAGGAUGAUGGUGAAACAGAAAUGGAUGCACGUUUGGCUGCCCUUCGCAGUUGAAUAUUUUUUGCCAAUCUUUAAUAUCACAUGGGCUUUCUAGUUAUAAAAUAACUUGAGUUUAUUUUACACUGUACAGAAAAACAGUAAUAUUCAUGAUUCUAUUCUUUGUAUCCAUGAGACAAGCUGUUGCUUAAUUUUAUUUGUACCUCAGGUUUCCAACUAAAUAUCAACAAUAUCUCAAGCUCGCAAUAUUUUUUCAUUAUAGAAGUGAGAAGAUUGAGGUUUUUUGCACAUGUCUAUAUCUAAAGUAACUCGGACUUUACUUUUAUUUCCGUGUUUUUCCGUACUAAAAAAACCAAUCAGUUUCAGUAUAACAUUGCUCUUAUUUUAUAGUAAUAUUAAUUUGUACACAUACCUUGGUAAUUAAUUACUUAUAUUUGAUUUCCAAUAAGAAUAUUCUUAUGGAAAACAUUUUCACUCUGACUGAUUUCCGUUAAGUGUUACUUUAUUUUCCUUAAUAAACGUAAAAUUACUAUCAGGUAGUUAACCAAUGGUUUAGAUCAUAUCAGCUACCGGUAAAGCUUCUAUCAUUUUGGCGAUGCGUGAAUAUUAUGAGGAUCGGACUGGAAUUCUCAUGCUGUUAUGUCUAAUCUAUAUCAGUCUUAAAAUCCUUGUGAAACCUUGUUAAGUUUCUGGGCUUAUUUUUACUGUCAGCUGUUUCUGUACGAAUGUACCGAUCUAAUUUUGUUAACUUUGGUGUCCUAUUUACAUGAAGUUGGCCAAGAUAUGCUUCC